Tribolium castaneum (red flour beetle) is the source of this 3226-nucleotide messenger RNA. RefSeq names its product Src oncogene at 42A (gene Src42A). The coding region runs from base 380 to 2497 and encodes 705 amino acids. Gene Ontology annotation, biological process: innate immune response; cell surface receptor protein tyrosine kinase signaling pathway; protein phosphorylation. Gene Ontology annotation, molecular function: signaling receptor binding; non-membrane spanning protein tyrosine kinase activity; ATP binding. Lineage: Eukaryota; Metazoa; Arthropoda; Insecta; Coleoptera; Tenebrionidae. The record is from RefSeq and is a predicted model, not a curated record. The transcript has 7 exons. Gene Ontology annotation, cellular component: extrinsic component of cytoplasmic side of plasma membrane.
CCCAGCAAUAACAAUCAGUUGUCGCGUUCACCUGUUGCAGUGCAGUGUGAAAAGUGUGCUCACGAAUUUUCAGUUUCAGUGCGUAUUCUAGGUCGGUCUCGUGAAAAGAAAUCAUCUCAAUGAACUAGAUUUUGAAAAAUUAUUAGACACCUCCAUUAUCGAAUGUGGUUUUUGGUAAAAAUGAUUUUCAAGACCAAAGUUGAACGACUGGAUACCGUUGUGCGGAGAAUUUCGUUUUUGAUGGUCACGUUUUUAGCAUUGUAAUUCAGUCAUUGUUUCACUUUUUCUUAUCGAAAACCACGCGACAAUGGGGGUACGGUAAAGAGAUUUUUUUAAACGGAUUUGGCUUGUCACAGGGGCCAAUGUUUUAUUUUGAAAGAUGGUAUCAUCGGGAGUUAUCUGGUGUUUGAAAGACAAUCGCUGGAUACCUUUACAAUUGUCAUCAAUAAGACUACACGGAGCUUUAACAGAGGCCCAUUGGGCCGCGAUUUCGGAGUUUUUACAAAGGUGUGCCAACAAACAGCUCGUUCUACAAGAAAAUGGAUUUGCCGAACUCACCGAUAUACAGAAAGAAAUUCUAUUUAAACAAAAAUUCAAUAAUUGUGAUGGAAAUUUACCAAAUUGUAAGGUGAUGAAUUUUGAUGAUACGAUUAAACCGGAAAGGAAGACAAGUCUAGGACAAAUUCCGGAGGAUAAGGUUGUGGAACAGCCACGGAGACCGUCGAUGCCAGAACUUAGAACACUACGUAGACAAUCGAAUUUAUUUAUUAAUAAUUUAUUACACAAAGAGACUGAGAAACAGACUGAUAGACAUAGUCAAAACGAUGAGUUAGUACUAAGACUAUUAAAGAAGUAUUGCCAAUACAGUAGAGAUGCUCUUGAUGAUGAUAUUAUUAACGCUUUAGACAAUAUUCCCGAUCCUGAACCCGAUGAAGUCGCGAUAAAACCAAGGCUUCGCAAAACAAGUUACGUCCCUAGGGAAAACGAUUUGUACGAAAAUUGUCACGAAUUACCCGAAGGAAACGAACGAAACGAACACUUGCUCUGGUGGUUGAACCAGCAAAACGUCACAAUUCCUGCGACCCGCAAACUAUCCCAAGCCUCAUCAGGAUUCGAAAGCUUAUCGUCGAGUCGCUGCUCCUCCAGCAGGAAAAGCAGCGUCGAUUCCGGGAGUUUUUCCGAGAAUGAAGAAAACUCCAGCCAAUGGAGUCGCGUGAAAAACAAUCUAAACGAGAAGCGAUUUAAGAAGCAAAGGGAAGCUUGGGCUCGCAACCGAAGGAAACUCAGCAACGAAACGGACUGUCUUCUCAGUCAACCAUGGUAUUUCCGGAAAAUCAAACGUAUCGAAGCGGAGAAGAAGCUCCUACUUCCCGAGAACGAACACGGCGCAUUUUUGAUCCGCGAUUCGGAAAGCCGGCACAACGAUUACUCGUUAUCAGUCCGUGAUGGAGAUACCGUCAAACAUUACAGAAUCAGGCAACUGGAUGAAGGUGGUUUCUUCAUCGCGCGGCGAACGACGUUUAGAACGCUUCAAGAACUAGUGGAACAUUACAGUAAAGACCCAGACGGUCUGUGUGUCAAUCUGUGCAAGCCAUGCGUUCAGAAUUUCUUAACGAUAUCAGAGAUCGAAAAACCCCAGCCGGAGGGCUUAUCACACCGCACAAGGGACCAAUGGGAGAUCGAGCGUUCUUCGCUGAAAUUCGUCCGAAAAUUAGGCCACGGCCAGUUCGGCGAAGUGUGGGAGGGUAUGUGGAACAACACCACACCCGUUGCAAUAAAAACCCUCAAACCUGGAACGAUGGACCCGAAAGAUUUCCUCGCAGAAGCACAAAUCAUGAAAAAACUUAGGCAUCCGAAACUGAUCCAACUCUAUGCCGUUUGCACGGUUGAAGAACCGAUUUAUAUCAUCACAGAACUGAUGCGAAACGGCUCGCUGUUGGAACAUCUACAGGGUAAAGGCAAAAGUCUGAAAUUGCAGCAAUUGAUCGAUAUGGCCGCACAAAUAGCCGCCGGAAUGGCAUAUUUAGAAUCGCAGAAUUACAUACAUAGGGAUCUAGCGGCGAGGAAUGUUCUCGUGGCCGAUAAUAAUGUAGUGAAGAUCGCCGAUUUCGGACUCGCCAGGCUUAUAAAGGAAGAUGAAUAUGAAGCGCGAGUCGGUGCAAGGUUCCCCAUAAAAUGGACGGCUCCCGAGGCGGCCAAUUACAAUAAAUUUUCGAUAAAAUCCGACGUAUGGUCGUUUGGAAUUCUCCUGACUGAGCUCGUCACAUACGGCAGAAUACCAUAUCCAGGUAUGACCAAUGCCGAGGUGUUGCAUCAAGUCGAGCACGGGUAUCGCAUGCCGUCGCCCCCCGGCUGUCCCGCGCCGCUCUACGAUAUCAUGUUAGAAUGUUGGAACCGUGACCCAAUGAAAAGGCCGACGUUUGAGACGUUACAGUGGAAAUUAGAAGACUUUUUCACCAUGGAAGGUUCAGAAUACAAAGAAGCGUCGGCUUACUGAGGUCACGCCCACCCCCCUGCUGACUGGCUGCGUAAUUCGAUUGACUUACACUACCAUUAGUGGGGAGGUGGAUAUCUAUUUCUAUGUAACAAUAGAUAGAUAUGCCCGUACUCUUAUUUCUUGUCGUGACUAUGCUUGUGUUUGAAAUAAUGGUUUGUGAAGUUUUAUCAGAUUUUUACACGUCGACUAGGUAUCACAAACCACUAUUUUGCGAUUUUAAUUUUAAACUUUGCUUCCUUUUAUACAUCGUGAAUGGGGCUCUUCGCUCUGGCUCAUCUAUUUUUAAAUAUUCUUUAUAUAAUAAUUUAUUUUAAGAUUUUAUGUAAUUUUAUAGUGAAAUUCGACAACGUUAAAUUUUCCCCGAUUGAAACUUUUAAACGCACAAUUCGUGUCUACCAAUAAGAAUGAAACGAUGUGUAAUUGUUGCUUGUGCAUAUUACCUAAUUCCCCUAAGUACUUACGCUUUUGCAUUUAUUUUUUAAAAACGAAUAACAUUCCUCUCAAGUGACACUAUCCGAUAUCUCUAGCGUUAUUUCCCAGAUGCCCUACAGUUAUUAAAAAUCGGUACUAAUUUAUGAAAGGCGUUGUUUCUUGGUUGUUUUAGUCACAACUUAUGUCUUCAUUAUUUUAAGAUUGUUAUUAAAGGCAUUGUUUAUACAGUUAUAGGCCAUUAUGAAAAUAUUUUUUGUAUUAUACACUUAGAAUAUACAAUAAAAGUCCUUUACAAUU